Messenger RNA from Papilio xuthus (Asian swallowtail), 663 nucleotides. RefSeq names its product Osiris 3 (gene Osi3). The transcript has 4 exons. The record is from RefSeq and is a predicted model, not a curated record. Lineage: Eukaryota; Metazoa; Arthropoda; Insecta; Lepidoptera; Papilionidae. Gene Ontology annotation, cellular component: membrane. The coding region runs from base 10 to 663 and encodes 217 amino acids.
UUGAUAAAAAUGAAGAGCGCUUUUUUAUUAUCGAUUUUACUUAUUGGUAUCGUGAAUUCGAGUGAGGUCGACAAUGAGCUAAGAUCAGAAGAAUCGGUGAAACGUAGUUUGAACAACAAAUGCGUCGCGCGGGAAAUUUCCUCGUGUCUCGCCGCAGAGCUGGUCGGGUACGCGGAUAACAUACUGAAGACUGCCUCAUUCCAGCUCACAGAUGACAUGAUGAUCGUUGACGAAAGCAAUGGUGCUGCAGCUAAAAUGCCAGUAAAAUCUGAAUCAUUGGCGCGAGCUGGUAAAUCUGUAGAAGAUAAAGCACAAGAUAUCAUCAUUAACAAACUGUGGAACUUCGCGACCACUCGUUCCUUGAGAUAUAGACUGCUAGAUAACGCUGAUGUUGUUAUUUCUGGUAAACAAGAGAAAGACGGAAACUUUGGAGUUGGUGUUUCAAUGAAAGCACCAAAAGCAAUUGAAACUGGAAGAGCCAGAAACAAGAACAUGGGUCCGUUCUUGGCUGCAGCAGCUAUGAAGUUUGGUCUACUCGGUGCCCUGACAUUUAAAGGCUUAUACUUAAUGGUCGGGAAGGCGCUUCUAGUCUCCAAGAUAGCUCUGCUAUUGGCUACAAUUAUCGGACUCAAAAAAUUGUUCUCUCCUCAGGUGAUCGAUUAG